Gossypium raimondii (Peruvian cotton) is the source of this 837-nucleotide messenger RNA. Its product is annotated as CASP-like protein 5B2. The transcript is spliced from 3 exons. NCBI's taxonomy places the organism in Eukaryota, Viridiplantae, Streptophyta, Magnoliopsida, Malvales, Malvaceae. The record is from RefSeq and is a predicted model, not a curated record. Gene Ontology annotation, cellular component: membrane. The coding region runs from base 213 to 671 and encodes 152 amino acids.
AGUCAAGCUGCUGUCACUAUCCAACAUGAAAUCUCAAUGUCACUUUCCUAGAAAGAGAGCAUUCGUUAUUGCAGUCAAUAGAUUCCAAACUAAACCCAAAAAUCUGCAAAAAAAAAAAAAAAUCUCUUGAAUGGUAGUUAAGCUAAAGCUAAAACAACCCCAUCAUCCCAUUUCUUCAUUGUUCAUGCUUUAGAGACCUUUGACAUGUUCAUAUGGCCUUGUUUGGUAGUCCAGGAAAAUUAAGUGGACUAUUAUUAAGAAUUGGGCAGUGUUUUUCUGCAGCUGCUUCAAUUGGUUUCAUGGUUUCUGCUCAUGGCUUUUUUAACUCCACUGCUUUCUGCUAUUUGAUUGCGUCAAUGGGGAUUCAAGUUUUAUGGAGCUUUGGACUUGCAUGUCUCGAUUUCCAUGCUUUGAGGUCAAAGACAAACCUACACAAUCCUGUCUUAGUAAGCUUGUUUGUUAUUGGUGAUUGGGUAACAGCCAUAUUAUCACUUGCAGCAGCAUGUUCAUCUGCAGGUGUAACAGUUCUUUAUUCAAGAGACUUGGGUUACUGCAGAUCACCACAAAUACCAUGCUCCCAUUUCAAAGCUUCCAUUUUAUUUGCCUUCAUCUCAUGGUUCCUCCUUGCCGUAUCUUCCCAUGUCACAUUUUGGCUUUUGGCCGCUGUAUAAAUCCAUCCCAUUUAUGUUACAAUUCCCCCUUUUCCAUUGAAAAUAGUUCCAAUUUUCUUGGAAACUUGUCAUAGUUGGUAAUCUUUUGUCAGUUUCAUAGAUUUUUUCUUUUUCUUCUUGUACAUGUAUAUACAUAUAUAUAUAUAUGUUCAUUGAAUUUCAACAA